CGGGGCCCGCGCUCGACCGCCUGGAAGGCUUAUCCGCUCGGCUUGGCGCGCUAUAUAAGCGCGGCCGAAGGCCCGAGUCGCUCACCCAUCCACAUCCCCGUAGAUCCCACGCCCACCCUCUCAGUCUCACUCUAGGUAGCGUCCAUCUUGCUCGACGCAUCAGCUGGAUUCAGCUCACAGUUCAGCGCAGCUCAGCUCGAUCCAUCCGAGAACCGAUCCCAUGUCGACGACGGCGUCCAACCACAACCUGGCCGGCAUGUGGUUCGGCGAGCUGGCCUCGGCGCUGCAGGGGAGAUGGCAGGAGAUGGCGGCCAGCCACGGCGAGCAGCGACCGCGCCGCCAGCAGGUGAAGCUGGGCGGCGGUCUUGGCGAGAGGAACAAGAAGGCGGUGGCGGAAGGAGCGGCCGGCAACGGGCGGAAGGCGACGGAGGAGGAGGACGACGACGACGUCGGGAGGUGCGGCGGCACCAUGUCCGACGCCACGGUCCGCCUGCUGUUCGACCGGUUCGCGCCCAGCUGAUCCGUCAUCGCCGCCGCCGCCGCAGCUUGCCCGGCGUCGCCAUGGCGAUCCAACGAUCGGUCCGUGCGUGCGGUCGUGCGGAUCUGUACAGGCGGAAGAAACACCAUGGUUGUACAUAUAUAAAUGCCAAUCUUGCUGCCCA
Messenger RNA from Phragmites australis (common reed), 662 nucleotides. RefSeq lists its product as uncharacterized. The record is from RefSeq and is a predicted model, not a curated record. The transcript has a single exon. Bases 221 to 520 code for a protein of 99 amino acids. NCBI's taxonomy places the organism in Eukaryota, Viridiplantae, Streptophyta, Magnoliopsida, Poales, Poaceae.